CGGUCGUGCUGCAGUUAAGGCGUGGCGUCCGCUCCGGGCGCCUGAAGGAGACUUGGGAGAUUUCGGGGCCGCGCCGCCUGUGUACUUGGGAGUCGCCUACGCCGCCGCCGCUGCCGGCAAUCCAUGAGGAAGAUGCUCGCCGCUGUCUCCCGCGUGUUGUCGGGCGUCUCCCAGAAGCCGGCAAGCAGAGUGUUGGUGGCCUCCCGUAAUUUUGCAAAUGAUGCUACAUUUGAAAUUAAGAAAUGCGAUCUUCACCGGCUAGAAGAGGGCCCUCCCGUCACCACAGUGCUCACCAGGGAGGAUGGGCUCAGGUACUAUAGGAUGAUGCAGACUGUUCGCCGAAUGGAGUUAAAGGCAGAUCAGCUGUAUAAACAGAAAAUUAUUCGUGGUUUCUGUCACUUGUGUGAUGGUCAGGAAGCUUGUUGUGUGGGCCUGGAGGCUGGCAUAAAUCCCACAGACCAUCUUAUCACAGCCUAUCGGGCUCAUGGCUUUACCUUUACUCGUGGCCUUUCUGUCAGAGAAAUUCUCGCAGAGCUUACAGGACGAAGAGGAGGUUGUGCUAAAGGAAAAGGUGGAUCGAUGCAUAUGUAUGCCAAGAACUUCUAUGGGGGUAAUGGCAUUGUUGGAGCUCAGGUGCCCUUGGGAGCAGGAAUUGCUUUGGCCUGUAAGUAUAAUGGAAAGGAUGAGGUCUGUUUGACUUUAUAUGGCGAUGGUGCUGCUAAUCAGGGUCAGAUAUUUGAAGCUUACAACAUGGCAGCUUUGUGGAAAUUGCCGUGUAUCUUCAUCUGUGAGAAUAACCGCUACGGAAUGGGAACGUCUGUUGAGAGAGCAGCAGCCAGCACUGAUUACUACAAGAGAGGCGACUUCAUUCCUGGGCUGCGGGUAGAUGGAAUGGAUAUCUUGUGUGUCCGGGAGGCAACAAGGUUUGCAGCCGCCUACUGUAGAUCUGGAAAGGGGCCCAUAUUGAUGGAGCUACAGACUUACCGUUACCAUGGACACAGCAUGAGCGACCCUGGUGUCAGUUACCGUACACGAGAGGAGAUUCAGGAAGUAAGAAGUAAGAGCGACCCUAUCAUGCUUCUCAAGGAUAGAAUGGUGAACAGCAACCUGGCCAGUGUCGAGGAACUAAAGGAAAUUGAUGUUGAAGUGAGGAAGGAAAUUGAGGAUGCUGCCCAGUUUGCCACUGCUGAUCCGGAACCGCCUUUGGAAGAACUAGGCUAUCACAUUUACAGCAGCGAUCCGCCUUUUGAAGUUCGGGGUGCAAAUCAGUGGAUCAAGUUUAAGUCUAUCAGUUAAUAAUAGAUAGUUACACCUUCAGUGGGAUCCAACUCUAAGGGUCUUUGUGUUCUCAAAUUUGUUAAGGAAGAAAAGCCCAUAAAAAGAAUAUAGGCUAAGGUAGUAAUUGCAUGUGUUUUGUACAACAACUGUACAACAGUGUUGCAUUAAAAGAUGUUACUGCACACUUAGUGUGAAUAUUAUAUAAGGUUAUUUUAGAUUCAGAUUUUUCCUUAAAAUAGUUCUAUUCCUUUUAAUAACUGAAAAAUAGUAUACAACUAAAUCAAAAGCCAUUCAUUCCUACGUUUGAGGGGAGUGGGAUCAUUCCCUUGACCCUUGGCAAGGGCCCCUGUGCCUCACCUAACAGCAAAUACUACAUGCACACCCUCCUCAGUGUGCGUGUGGGAGCUAAAGCCUCUUCACACUGACCAUCAUUUUUCAGUAAAAGUAUAUUAUCUCCAGUCAGGGAGGUAGAAGGACAAUUCCAGUUUUAUUUUUUUAAGGAUUUUAUUUUUAAGUAAUCUCUAGACCCAACAUGGGGCUCGAACUCCCAACUCUGAGAUCAAGACUCAAAUGCUCCAUCAGCUGAGCCAGCUAGGUGCCCCAACAAUGCCAUUUUUAAAUAAGACCAUAAUCAUUUCAAAGGCCAAAUAACUUAGUUUUCUUCAUUUAUACAUUAAAUACAAAGCUAUUUUCUUAAUAGUUUUCUAUUUACAUUCAUAUCAAACAUUAAAUACAAGGCAUAUUCUUAAGUACAAUGCCAGUUUAUAGUAAGCUAUGGUCUAAAACAGUGAGGCCCAGCCUGUUACUUUAGGGUGUAUAUUGAAAUUUGUUUAAAAGAUUCCAUAAUAUUCUGGGAUGUCAAAUUAGAGUUCAGCCACUGUUCUCACAAUACGUAAGUUCUACUCACCUUUAAAACAUGUUGGUAAGAGAUUUAAAAAGCUCAUCCCAUUUCAGCAAUUCGUUAAAACUUCAAACUCUUAAAUAACGGGGUUUUCCUUAUGUAAACUUAGUGGAAUUCGGGUGUAUGUUAACAGAAAUCUUAAGAAGGAUGUCAGCUCUUCGCUCCCUCUGUCCCCUGGCCUAAGCCGACUGGUUCAGCCUCAUCUCGGGCGGCUGGAGACCCCUGAGCCCUUCUGUACUGGCAGACUGCUGUCCAGAGCCGGCAGAGGCAACCACCACUAGGAGACAAAUGAGGCUGCUUUAGAGUCGUAAGCACACCACCGAGUACUUCUUUAGGAGCUCUUAAGCUACAGUGUACAACUCUAGACCUGUCUAGAUUGCCAAAAUGCAGUUCCUCGCUUAACUAGAGGUCUUUCGUCUUGUAUUUGGGCUCCAGUAGGAGGGCCAGGUGGCUCUGCGGAGCAGGCUGAGGAAGGAGGGGCUGGAGAGAGCUCUGGGGUUUCACCUCCCACUGGUACCCAACUCUACCCUAAGGAAACUCUGGAGUGAGAGAGGAGGUUGGGUAGUUGGUUUUCUGACUAAGCCAUAGCCAUACAUAGGAAGGAGAAUUGAUUUCAGUGAAGGAGUAAAGUGACCACCACUUUGUUUUCUACUGAUUUAAAAGCACAAUCACAUCAAAAAAGUCAUUUUCUAUUACAGUGUUUUGAAGCCAUUCUUACCGUAGUCUAAGGUGUCUUAGAUCUUCCCUAGUGAUGUCAUUAAGAAUAUCAGAAAGGGUAUAACCUUCUUCAACAAUCUGAAACAAAAAUCGAAUACAGAAGAGCUAAGCUGCUUUGUAAGAAGGGCAUAGGAAUGCUUUUUUGUUAGAAAUUUACCUUUUCUAUUGUACUCGAAUCUGCUCCUUGCAGUUGUAACCAGUCCACAAGCUCUUUAUCAGUUUUCUGCUCCUGAGACCCAGGAGGGGAUGCUGAAUUCUCUGUAGUAUCUGCAACGAUGUGAGAUGUAUUUUGUUGUAUGUUAAUGUUUAAAACUCUUCAAAAGUAACAAGGUGGAUGAAAUAAACUAUUAUACAACAUAAA
Messenger RNA from Canis lupus familiaris (dog), 3257 nucleotides. RefSeq names its product pyruvate dehydrogenase E1 subunit alpha 1 (gene PDHA1). Gene Ontology annotation, cellular component: intracellular membrane-bounded organelle. Gene Ontology annotation, biological process: pyruvate decarboxylation to acetyl-CoA. NCBI's taxonomy places the organism in Eukaryota, Metazoa, Chordata, Mammalia, Carnivora, Canidae. Gene Ontology annotation, molecular function: pyruvate dehydrogenase (acetyl-transferring) activity. The coding region runs from base 124 to 1296 and encodes 390 amino acids. The transcript has 11 exons. The record is from RefSeq and is a predicted model, not a curated record.